GAUAGCUCUGCGCUCGGCAGCCUCCCCGGCAGUGUCGGACGAGCCCUCCUUGUCCCCGCCCUUUCCUCUCAUCCAUGGCUCAGCACUCGCCCCGCCCUCAGCCGCUCCCGGCAGCCGGGCCGGGACGCGGCCGCCCUGCUUUGGAGACAGCCAUCGGCCGCACGGGCGCUGAGGCAGUGCCUAAUGACGAUGCGGCCCCCGCAUCCCUGCAGCCGGUGAGGGCAGCACACGCGGGCGCGAUGGCGUCGGGCUGCCCGGCGGCCUUCGGAGACCCGACCGAAGUGCGUGAGGGCUUCCUGUGCCCGCUGUGCCUGAAGGAUCUCCAGGCGUUCCGGCAGCUCCAGGCGCACUACGAGGAACAGCACCCGGGCGAAGACCGGGACGUCAGGGGGCAGCUCCGAAAUCUAGUCCAGAAGGCCAAAAGAGCAAAGAAGAAAUUUCUGAAACAGGAAGAUGAUGACAGAACUGAUUCUGGAUCUCAGGAACGAUAUGAGUCAUUCAGCUAUGGUGGAGUAGAUCCAUACAUGUGGGAGCCCCAGGAAGUAGGUGCUAUGAGAAGCCAUCUUUCUGAAUUCAAGAAACACCGAGCAGCCAGGAUUGAUCACUAUGUAGUUGAAGUCAAUAAGUUAAUAAUAAGGUUAGAAAAGCUUACAUCAUUUGACAGAGCAAACACUGAGUCAGCUAAAAUAAGAGCUAUAGAGAAGUCUGUUGUGCCUUGGGUCAGUGAUCAGGAUGUUCCAUUUUGCCCAGACUGUGGCAGUAAGUUCAGUAUCCGAAACCGACGUCACCACUGCCGGCUUUGUGGGUCUAUUAUGUGCAAGAAGUGCAUGGAAUUUGUCAGUCUUCCUUUGGCAAGCAAACUCACUAGUGCCAGCAAAGAGGCCUUGGGUUCUCAUACGAGCCCGAACUCCUCCCCCAGCAGUGUCCACGGCUCCCGCCGAGGCAGCAUUAGCAGCAUAAGCAGCGCAAGCUCUGUUCUGGAUGAGAAGGAUGAUGAACGAAUCCGUUGUUGUCAGCACUGCAAAGACACCCUGUUGAAAAGAGAGCAACAGAUUGAUGAGAAAGAAUACACACCAGAGAUUGUGAAACUCUAUGAGCAGGUACUGAUGAUCACCAGAUACCCUUUCAGAAGAGUCCACAAACUCCCCGCGUUAGUAUUUAUGGGAGUUCUUGUUGGUGCUCUUGUUGGUGAAGAGAAGUUGUCCAGGUCAUCCAUUCAAACAGCUUCUCGAUUCAAAGUCCACCUUGCAGGGAAACUCCGACUCUGCAUGGAGAAGGUUGACCAGAAGGCACCAGAAUACGUAAGGAUGGCAGAAUCACUAAAUGCUGGGGAGACAGCCUACAACCUUGAUCAUGCUAAUGACUUGAGGGUGGAGAUUCAAAAAAUGUAUGAAUUUAUAGAUGCCUUAAGUAAGAAGAUUUUGAGUCUAGGCUUGCAUGAAGAUCCUCAACCUCAUCCUAAAAUACUUCAACUUCAGCGGAUGAUAAGAUAUUCAGCUACACUUUUUGUUCAGGAAAAACUGCUUGGCCUAAUGUCCCUGCCAACUAAGGAUCAGUAUGAAGAACUGAAGAAGAAAAGACUGCAUAUGGUCGCUCUUGAAACACAGGGGAAACAAGAGGAAAAGGAGAAGGAGUUUAUCUCCAUAUCUGCAUCUGCAGUUAAUGGUGAUGAAACUUACAUAAAAAAAGGAACAGUCAGAAAAUCUGAAGGCUGGUUACCUACAUCUAGCAUUUCAAGAGAGAGCGAGAGAGCAGACCCACUUCUUCAGCAGAUUGACAAUAUCACAUCCUUUAUUAAGCAAGCAAAGGCAGCUAAUAGGAUAGAUGAGGUCCAUACACUGCAAGAGAACCUGAUGCAGCUUCAGGAUGAAUAUGAUCAACAGCAAACUCUGAAAGCUAUUGAGCUUUCUAAAAAACAGGCAGAAGAGGAGGAGAUACAGAGGGAGGAACUUCAGGUCCUCCGUGAAAAGGAGUGGGAAAGAGAGCACCAUAAAUUCAUGUUUCAGCAUUCAAGGACUUGCUCCUUAGACUUCAGAGAAGUCAAACAGCAUUUGGAUGUUACUUGUACCAAAGGGGACACAAGUUUUGAAACUCCUGCUGUUGAGCAGCUGCCAGCUAAAGAGCACUUGACCUUCACACUCAAACCUCAGAAUGUCCCACAGUGUGACAAAGACCAGGAUCAGCCAGCCUGUCUAAACCCCUUUGAGGAUGAAGCAGAUACCCCUCAGGUGGAGGAAGAUCCCAGUAACCCAUUUGCCAAAGACAUAUCUCCAGUGGUUUCUUUGUCUAACACAGCUCAGCAAAGUGAUAAAAAAGAAUAUAAUCCAUUUGAAAGUGAGGAGGAGGAUGAACAAAGUAAUGGAGCACCUGGCAGUACUUCAAACCCCUUUGAAGAGGAUGAAAAUCCAUUUGAAAAGCCUGGGAGCAGUUGGAAUCCAGGGAAUCCAUUUGAAGAGGGAUCCUCUAUCAAUCCCUUUGAAGUGGAGGAUGGCAGUGAGAUCUCUGGAGAGGAGGCUAUAGAGGAAGAGCUACUUCUCCAACAGAUAGAUAAUAUUAAAGCUUAUAUAUUUGAUGCCAAACACAGCGGACGACUGGAUGAGGUGGAGGUACUGACAGAGAACUUAAAGGAACUGAAGUACACAUUAGCAAAGCAGAAGGAGAAAGCUAACUGCUGAAGCAGCAAAUGGGCUGUGUAAUAAUUCAGUCUGCUGUUAAAUAUGGGAAGGUAAAGCAGAUACUUACAGACAGGAGUACAGAUGACACAAGGGAAUUGGGAGAAUCCUGACUUUAAAGCACUUUCAUUUAGACAUUGCCACUACUACGCAGUCUUGAAGAAAGGAUUACUGAGAAAUGCUGCUGGUCUCAAAAGCUUAGAGUAAGAAAUUUUAAAAUAACUUUUGACAGCACUUUUAUUGCUAACUGGUCUUAUGGAAUGCUUAUUUUGGUCCAGGGGUUAGGUGCUAAUACGGAACUAUGAUGUGGAAGUGGUUGGAAUGUUGGUUUGCCCUCUUUCCCGCUCUCUGCUGUAGUGUUGGCCUUUCAAGUGUGGCUUUGACUAAAAAGAGAUGAAAACUUCUAAAACUUCUUAUACUCGCCUUACCCAGGGUAGUUGAACUACUAAUGGUGUUCUGGCAAUGUGCUGUUAAAGAGCUGCUGUGAUUCUCCGGGGUGCUGACUGUACAGGCUCGAAGAUCAAGUUUAUGCAAUGGUAAUAAAUACAUAAAAGGGAUCUUAAGACUGAGAAGAACUUUCUGGCUGAUCUUUGUAUGAGUGACUUUUUAGUGUCUAUAUGAAGAUUCUCAAGUAAGAUCUGGAUGCUUCUUUUCAUCACUGCUGGUUUCCCAUUUGCUCUGAGCGCAAACCAUGGUGUCAUAGUGUCAUGCUGGCUGCAGACCUGCUCACGUGGGAGCAAGCAUUUGCUCAUUUUCAGGGAAAAGAGAUCAGGCCAGCACCACUUCUAACUGUAAUAUAAAGGGUGAACCUCCAGUUGCUAAUUACAUUAUGGAAUCUACACAUUCCUUUAAAUCCUCUGUCACAGAAUGAUCACGUUUGUUGUGAGUCUGGAACACUUUCUUGUAGCACCCAAGCAACAAAAAAAUUUGUUUAUCAUGGAAAGCUGAGAUGCCACUGGAAUUUUGUGAAAGCUGGGAGACAAAGUCUGUGGCUGCAAUAGUGCCAAAUGGCAAUUCUCUCUCAUUUUAGAUUCCCCUCAGUUUUUAUCAGAAUCAGGCAUACCUGUUUCAAAUAAGGAACUUCAGAUUGAAGACCUUUUGUUAUCCUGUGGCCUGGAGGAUGACCAGGUGACAGCUAGUGCUUGUGAUGUGGGAUGGCCAACAGCUGGGCAAAUGCAGGGUUUUUGAAAAAGAUGGAAUCUGAACUGCUUUGAUUUUUAUCUUUGAGAGGCACAGGCCCAUCAGCAGGCAUCAGUUUGCAGUCAGUGGUGGUGGUGAGUUAAUCUUAAAGGAUUUCUUUGUUUAAGGCUGAAAUAGGGGAAAAUCAGGCAGAUCACACUGUAUAGCACUAACAGUAGUGGGCUUACUCAGAAGUGUGAAGUUCUGUGUAAUGGGAUGUAUCUUUUAAUUAGGUCUCUGAUAUUGGCAUAGCUGUAACCCCAGCACUGCUUAAGAUUUUGGAGACAAGUAACUCUGUUACCUAAAGAGCAGGUACUCUUGUUCCUAGCCGUAUGUGGAGGUAGGGGCUUGUAGAACUGUUAAAAAGACCAAACCACCUAUAUCUCACUUAAUACCACUAGUAGGGGUUUGAAGUAACUCAGACCAGCCAGUCAGGGAUACCUGAUGGUCUGUCUGAUGUAGCCUGAAUCUGGAGUUGAAAGGUGUGCAGAAGAGGUUGGCUUAAGACCAUGAAGUUCUUAUAUUUUAUUAGAGCUGACUGAGUCCCCAGGUGUUAUUCUGCACCAAGAACAGAGGAUUCUGAAAAGUCUUGACAGAACAUGCUUGGCAUCAGAUUCAUGAAGGUAGCAAAAACUGUUGAAAGCUAAACAGAAUCCCUGGAAUUAUUUAAGCGAGAUAGGAUAAGGCAGUUAUUUAGGACAGACUUGGUUGCUAGUCAGGAUUGCUUCCUGCACUCUAACCUAAUGCUUUUUUAGGUAUCAGCAUGAAAAAAUGUUUCAGUGGCUUCAGCUUUCACAUUAAAAAAUGCUUUUUUUCCUUGUUGCAACUAUCCUGCAACUUGUUUAUAUUUUCUGGCUAACACACUAAUAACUAUUCUUAUUGUAUAUGUAAUGUAUUAUUUUUACAAGCAAGUAACACUAGCAUACCUCAUGAUCUGUGUCAGUGUUAAAUGUGAUAGACUAGACAGCUAAUACUAAAAUCAUCUGCAAAGUGAAGACCUUUGCUGGUAUAUGGACUGCUGUGAGGCUUGCAAGGCACAAGGGAAUGAAGAUGGCUUAAGCAUAAAGCUCAAUAACUAAUUAGCAUUGACUUUUGUUACAAUUGCAUGCACUACUCAGUAUGAAAAUUUUGUAAAAAGAGAUGAAAUAAAACAACAUGUUUAUUUUGUGU
Poecile atricapillus (Black-capped chickadee) is the source of this 5021-nucleotide messenger RNA. It is a transcript of the gene RBSN, whose product is annotated as rabenosyn, RAB effector. The transcript has 13 exons. The record is from RefSeq and is a predicted model, not a curated record. NCBI's taxonomy places the organism in Eukaryota, Metazoa, Chordata, Aves, Passeriformes, Paridae. Gene Ontology annotation, molecular function: metal ion binding. The coding region runs from base 75 to 2675 and encodes 866 amino acids.